Messenger RNA from Delphinapterus leucas (beluga whale), 5270 nucleotides. It is a transcript of the gene ARMH4, whose product is annotated as armadillo like helical domain containing 4. NCBI's taxonomy places the organism in Eukaryota, Metazoa, Chordata, Mammalia, Artiodactyla, Monodontidae. The record is from RefSeq and is a predicted model, not a curated record.
GCACCGCUGCAGGGGCCGCCGCGGGGAUGCCGAGCGCGGGCACCAGAGCUCUCCUCUGCGCGCUGCGCGGCUGAAGGCGCACAGGACUCAGUUACUGGAAUUGUCAACUCUACCAAUUUAUGUGCACGUUUCUCUUCCACUAUGAGCAGACCAGUUGUACUGCACAUUUGGCUGGCUUUCUGUAGCCUUCUACUUCUCAGCUUUGCCACACAAUGUCUGGCCUUCCCCAAUGUGGAAAGAAGGGAGAUAGCACCUGUUCAUGAAGAAGAAGGGCAGUCUGAGAGGCUGAACACAGAUGACCUAGAAAAUAACUCCAUUACUUCAAAGUACACUCUGGUCUCUGAAGAACCAAUGAUAGUGUUAGCAGGACCAUCAACAAUGUCAUUAAAUAAAGUAUUCCCUAGUAACAAAGAAACCCCUCCUACAGGAGCUGGGCUCACGCAGCCUGAUAGCUCUGGCGUUUACACUGCUACUGAGCCAGUGAUCUCAGCAGGGGAAGAAGUGUUUGGCUCCAGCCAGCCAGAGAGAAUGUCUCCCGAAAGCCGACUUUCCAAGGCCAUGUUAACCAACCCUAUCACUCCAACUGCUUCUCUGAAUAUUGAUGAGAAGGAGGAAUCCUCCCAUAGUACCAUCAUUCAGCCCAUUGUGGAAGGGACCACCGAAGCAACACAAGGUUUUCUGCACUAUGUGGAUGAUCAAUUGUUUGCAACUGAAAAUCAGGCAGGAGUUAGUCUGGGAUAUUCACCUUUAUCCUAUGUGAAUGCUAAAGAGAUGCUAACCACCCGUCCAAGGACUGAGAAAUUUGAAGCAGACCCAGAGCAUAAGACAACUUCUUUUCCUGGUGCUGAGCCCACAGCAGGCGCUGAGCCUUCCCAGAUGACAGCUGAUAAUACCCAGGCUACUGCCACCAAGCACUGGCUCGCAACCUCCGAGUCCACCCUGAGUGUUGAGCCAGAAACUGACAGCCUGCUGGGAGCCCCAGAAGUCACAGUGAGUGUCACCAUAGCUGUUCCAGCUGUCUCCGUUGUAAGUGUUGAGUGGGAUGACACCAAAUUAGAGAGUGUAAGCCAGAUAAAGACCCCAAAGCUUGGAGACAAUACAGAGACUCAGGUGAGAAUGGAAACAUCUCAGACAACCCAAGCAACCAGUAAUGGUAUGGAAGGCAUGAAAGGGGGCGAAACUUUGACAGAGGCUGCAGAUGUGGCUCUGAGGCUGCCUGAAGGGGAAGCACACAGGGGAACAGCCCUGCUAAUAGCACGUGGGGAUGAGAGAUCAUCUGCCUUCACCGAUCAAAGUUCCUUUAAUCCCACAAGUCCAGUGGAAGGUAUGAAAGUCUCUGUGGAAAACCUGGUCCAAAAUACUGCAGACUUCAUGGAAUCCACCAAGGAGAACAAUGCCAUGCUGUUCUUAGAGACCACUGUUUCCAUCUCAGAAUAUGAAUCUGAGGUAUAUCAGCCACUGGGAAAUACAUUUAAAGGCAUCAUCACUCAAGAGAUGACAACAGCUGUUCAAGAAGCAGAAGCCACUUUAUCUUCAGUGAUGCAAGAGCAGCAGGUUUCUACCCUCGAGGUUACCAGAGGAGAUGUCGAGACUGAGGGAGGGAAAGAGUUGCCCUCUGCCACAGCUGAUGCUCCUGGUGUUACUCAGCUGUCGAGAAGAUGGGAGCCUCUGGCCACUGUGGUUUCAACGACACCCGUUCCUAUGUCUUUCGAAAUUACUCCUGCUGUAGAAGACCUAAUGGACACAGUCACAGGGCCGAAUGAAGAGUUGUUCACACCAAUUGUGGGUUCUCCAGUGACACCCCCUGGGAUAAUGGAGGAAGCACCUAGCACUUCCCCAGCGCUUGCUGAUCCUGAGGCAUCUUCCGAGAGAACUGCUGCUCCAUCCAUUAGCUAUGUUAAUACAGCUGCCUCCUAUGGUCUGGACCAACUCGAAUCUGAAGAGGGAGAAGAAGAUGAGGAUGAAGAAGAUGAGGAGGAUAAAGAUGCAGACUCCCUGGAUGAGACCUUGGGUGGUGACACCGAGCUGCCUGGGUUUACUCUCCCUGGCAUCACGUCUCAGGAACCUGGCUUAGGGCAGGGAAACGUGGUCUCUUUGGAGGGAGCCACCUACCAGGUGCCGGACACCAUCAAGUGGGAACAGCAGAGUCAGGGCCUGGAACACUUAACAUGUAGCUAAGACUGAACACUUAAAUAUAGUGCAACACGGGCUGUGACAGCAAGAAAAAGAUGCUCCAUAAAAGACAGUGGGAAGUGUGAGACUUCAAACAACUCUUCACUGCAACAAAUGUGAGUGUAUUUUGGCAUAUAACGUGUUAAGCUGUGUAUUAUGAGGUUGCUCAGGAAGUUGCCGGGCUAACGUGGUUAAAUAUGUGUAAGGAAGGAGAAGGAAAGAAACCUUAAUCCGACGUAACCAGCGCGAUGUGAGUGGCAGAUUGGCUAAAGCCCCCGCACCAGUGGUUCUCACUCUUGGCUGGAACCCCCUGGAGAGCCACACAAGGUACUGAUACCUGGGUCCCACCCACGGAGCACAGCUGCCCUAGACUGGGUCUGCUGGUUGUUCCCUUGGGCUGAGGCAGCUUCUGUUUGUGAAGGGGCUGGAGAAGGAGGAUUGUCAGAAGUGUUCUGUGCCCUAUGAAUUGAACCUCCAUUAGUAAAGAUUUACAUUGCUUGUAAUGAUCUUUUGUGUAUUGGAUUAGUGUGCCUUAAAAAAAAAAUCCAGCUUUUUACAGUCCUAUUGAGAUUAAAGUCGAUAUCCAUGGUUUAGUUUUCCCAGAAAGCCCAUGGUCACGUUGAUUUCGGAUGCACGUAGCAGUAAGUGGCAGCUUGCGGGACGCAGCACGAGCGGUAGCUGGAAGCAAGAUCUUAGUUCCUGGACUGGGAGUCCUAACCACUAGACCACAGGGGCAGUGGCUAGGGCCUGGAUCCCUAGUUCUUGCCUGCCUUGUCAAGAAUGAAUUCAUGUGAGGAGGCAAAAGGUAAAGAGAAAAGUGAAAAGUUUAUUGGAAAAGCAAAGUACAUGCGGAAAGAUGCACGGGCGAACUCAGAGAGAGAGUCGCGCCUUUGGGAAAUAAAUUCUUUAUAAAAGGGCAGUUUUCCAGGUCUUUGUCCUCCUUCUGGCCAAUCAUCUUGUUUUGUCCCCCCUGGCUAAUUUGUCUCAGGACCCUCCCCUUAGGUGCGCACGCACCUUUCAGCCAAGAUGGAUCUUGACGUGAAGGCGUCUGGGAGAAGCAAGACUCACUGUGGCCUGGCAUUGUCCCCUGACUUUUGACCUGCAAGGAGCCUUUCUGUGCAUGUGUAGUGUCUCCCUUGCCCCGAGGAUGGGAAGUAUAUGGCCUCUUGAUCCUUUACUCAAACAAGGUCUAGCUCCUCUCUGCUCCUGCCACAACUGUUAUCUUAAGGUGUCCACAAGAGACAAAGCCUGGCUUUUUACCAUUUCAGUUGUUACUUCCAUUUUGGAGUGCAAACAGGAGGCUGACUGUAAAUGCCUAACCUGGAGCCCACCUAUCUCCUAUCUCAGGAAAUGUAAACAGGAGGCUAGUUGUGAGUGUCUGGCCUGAAGCCCACUUUUUCCUGCUUCAUGAAAUGUGAACAGGAGGCCAGCUGUAAACGUCUUACCUGGGGCCUGUCUGCCUCCUGCCUCAACGUGACAGACUUCUAAAUCUGUACCAUGGAGGUCUGUACCCUGACCUCUGCAUCUGGAAUGAGUGAGCAUCUCCGGAUGUGAGUUUCCUUGAGUAGGCACCUGCCUUGGAGUUACUUGGAGUUCCUUCCUGUCCUCAGAUGGUACCCAGGGUUUCUGGGUUUAAGAGUAAUGCCAUUUACUCUUGCUUUGGAAAGAACUGAAUUAUUUUUCUGAGACAAGAGGAGCAGAACUCGGGUGUAGACCUCCUUUUUCCACGUUAGGCAGGACACACUGAUGCCAAAGUUUAAAUUAGAGAUUGUGAUCCCUACCUCUCCCCACCUCAGGAGAAUGAGUGCUUAAGGGAUGUUAGGUCUGUAGAGCAGGAUGCCUUCCAAGUCCAAGAAGUCAUUUCUUCGUAGAUCUUCCAUUUGAGCCGUUGGUUACUGGCAGAUCAGCAGUAGCUGGGGAUUUCUAGGGGAGAAAAUCUGUCCCCAUGCCUGUGGUGAAAAAUCUGACAAACUCAGGAUUUUAGGUUUUAAAUGCAUUUAUUUCCUGAGUUUUCCAUUUAUUUAUUUUUAACCUGUUAUAUUGUAGGUAUUUUUGUUAGAAGCCAUAAAUCCUCUUUUUAGCCUGGGGUAGGUUAUAAGUAGGUUAAAUACAUAAAAGUGAAUAGACUUCCUUCCUGCUGCCCACUUCCAACCGUGCUCGUAGAUAUGUUCUGAGGGCACCUGUCUUGAACCAAACAUCAAAAAGAUAGCUGGCCAAGGCUAAACAAAACCAGGUUCUGGCCUAAAAAGAAUGUAAUGUAUUCUGGGUUUUCUUCUUUCAUUUUGGUGUUCAUGACACUUCUGAUGAGCAGUUAUGUAUAAUGGCUACAGUCAAACUUCUAUGUUUCUUCAGCAUAGGAAAUGUUAAGUCAUUUGGAAGGAGGAAAGGACUGAUGGAAUGGAUGAUUUUGUGGGUUGUGUUAAAUUUUCUUUUUAGGACUGACAGUUAAUGAUUUUUCACAGCUAUAUGUAGAACUUUUGCACCAAGAAUUUCAGGCAGACUGGAAUUGAGGCUUUGAAAUUCAUUAAUUCCAAGAAUGGUAGAACUCAGAUCAUUAACACACACACACACACACACACACACACAGAGACACAGAGUUCCCUUUGACCAAGUCAGCUGUGGGACACUGCAAAUUCCCUUAUUCUCCUCCAAAGAUUUCUUUUGAGAAAACUGGUGAGGAGUCAACUCUAAGUCUCAAACGCUAAUGAGGAAAACUAGUAGGAUAGAGUUAGUGGAGAGCACAGUGGCAGCCACAGCUCCGUCUGCAGCUAACUCCUCUAUGCAUAAAGCUUCUCUGGGGAUGUUCCUGUGUGGAGGAAGGGAAAUCAGUCUUGGUUGUUAAAACAUUGAUCUUUGUGUAGCUGGGUCUCUCCAGUACUGUGGUAGUAGGUUCUGUGUGAUCUCAAAGAACUGCCAACCUCUCAAACUGGCCUCAGGAAGCCAGAGCUAUUUUUGAAAUUCAGAGGAUUGGUGGUGCGAAUUAAAAAUACACCACAGCAGAAGUGAAGGAGAGAUUGAAUAUAAAAUCAAGGAAUCAGAGAUUUCCAUCAGGUAACUCAGGGUUUCAACAGUUCAUGGGUAGGAAGCAUUUCUUAUAA